Molecule: messenger RNA, 966 nt
Organism: Colletotrichum tamarilloi
Lineage: Eukaryota; Fungi; Ascomycota; Sordariomycetes; Glomerellales; Glomerellaceae
Exons: 4
Coding region: 1-966 (321 amino acids)
Source: RefSeq, a predicted model, not a curated record
AUGAAACCAUCAGAAAAUUGGCGUAGCGUAUUCUUGCUUCCGCAAAGCACCAAAAAGAAAAAGAAGAAUAGCAAAGGCAACUCCUCGCCAUCUUCACCGAGACUUCACUUUCCAGAACUCCAGUGGGAGCCCAAGACAACAACGACGACGGCGGCACCGACGACGGCGGCAGAACGGCGGCACACCAUGUCUGGGCCAACCCCCCGUUCGAUGCUCAACGUCCAAAGCCCCGAUUCCGAUGUCUCGCCAAAGACUCCGAUACAACCCUCUGACCAAACAAAGACGGACUACUUCUCCAUUGAGUCUUCGUCGCAGGCGCAGUCGCAAAAGAAAGACGAGGAAACCAAGGCCAACGAUGCAGAGCCAUUGAGCCGUGCGACCACACUUUCGAGCUUCGCAAGCCCUUCCCCCCUCGAAAGCGCAACAGGAAGCUUCUCUGCCGAGUCGUCACGGACCGAAUCGUAUGGAGGAAGGCCGAGAGGAUCAUCAAUAGCGUCGCUGAGCUUUGCGCCAUUGCGGAACCCGUCGCUGCCGCAGGGCAACCAGAAGAAGACGAACAAGGAGCGUAUCAGGGCCUCAUCGCCUCCACCUGAGAGGCCGGAAGCCUCGGAUCAAGAGUUCAAUACGACGGCCACCUUCUCCGCAGCCAUGCCGCAGUUCCGGAAGCCUCCUCCGGGCGCCGACUCCAGCGUCAGGAUCGGGAUGGCGGGGCCGGACCAGUCGGCCAUCGGCGGCCUCGUGCCUGUUAUGGCACCCCAUAUUUUCCAGCAUCCCCUGAGCAUUUCAACCUUGAGGUCAGACGAACUUUUCAAGCGUCUCGCGGCAACUCCAGCAAACGCAUCUGUUUUUUACUCUGAGUCCAUGUCGCGUUGCGGUCCAUAUCUUGCCUCACUCAUCGGGCUGCAAUAUGCCAUCAGGAGGAUCACACGACACCUCAUUGAAAGCGACCUUGCCGGUUCUGGAUGA